Solanum stenotomum is the source of this 1920-nucleotide messenger RNA. RefSeq names its product UDP-glycosyltransferase 73C6-like. The record is from RefSeq and is a predicted model, not a curated record. NCBI's taxonomy places the organism in Eukaryota, Viridiplantae, Streptophyta, Magnoliopsida, Solanales, Solanaceae. Bases 235 to 1719 code for a protein of 494 amino acids. Gene Ontology annotation, molecular function: UDP-glycosyltransferase activity. The transcript has a single exon.
GAUACAAUUCAGAACCCAUAAACUUUAAAUUUGACCCGCUUCUGAGUCUCUCCAUAGGAUUAUAAGCCUGGUGGUAGUUUUGGCCUUCUAACCUGAGUUCAGAACAUUACUAAAGGAAGUUUGAGUUGCAUCUCACUUCCAGAGAGUGAUUUUCAACUUUCAAGAAAGCUACUUUAAAUUCUCACACUCUCCUGAUUCAUCAAGCUAACUGAAGAGCAAAAUUUGUAUCACUCAAUGGCUGCUCAAAAAUCUCAACUUCACUUUGUUCUUGUACCCUUAAUGUCCCCUGGCCAUCUCAUCCCUAUGGUUGACUUAGCUAAAUUGUUAGCACAUCAUGGUGUAAUUGUUUCUAUAAUUUCUACACCCCUUAACACUAUCAGAUUCAAAUCAGGUAUUGAUUCCUCUAUCAAAUCAGGCCUUCAGAUUAGAGUACAUGAACUCAAAUUUCCAGCAGUACAAGUUGGCUUGCCUGAGGGAUGUGAGAACAUGGAUUCCUUACCUUCGCGCGAUUCGAUCAGGGAUUUCUUUCUUGCUGCUAGCAUGUUGCAAAAACCAUUUGAAGAAUUGUUCAGUGAUCUUAAGCCUAGUCCUUGUUGCAUAAUAUCUGGGAAAAACAUGGCGUGGACUGUCGAUAGUGCGCGUAAGUUUAGAGUUCCUAGGAUUUUCUUUGAUGGUAUGGGCUGUUUUUCUGCCACAUGCACACAAAAGUUGCAGAGUUCCAAAGUUCAUGAGAAUGUGUCAAAGUUUGAGUCUUUUGUUGUACCAGGUUUGCCUCAUAGAAUUGAGCUGACUAAAGCACAAUUGCCUGAAAAUCUGAAUCCAGGUUCACCUGAUUUAGUCGAUGUUCGCAAUAAGAUGGUUGCUGCUGAAUCCAUCUCAGAUGGGAUUAUUGUCAAUACAUUUGAGGAACUGGAACUUGAAUAUGUUAAAGAAUUCAAGAAGAUCAAAAGUGGGAAAGUCUGGUGCAUUGGCCCUGUCUCAGCUUGCAACAAAUCGGAAUCCGAAAAGGCUGCAAGGGGCAAAAAUGUGUCUUUGGAACAGAACCAAUGCAUCAAGUGGCUUGACUUGCAAGAACCAAACUCUGUGGUUUAUGCAAGUCUUGGUAGCAUAUGUGGCCUAACAUGUUCACAGCUUGUGGAACUUGGGUUAGGCUUAGAAGCAUCAAAUAGGCCAUUCCUAUGGGUACUGAGAGGAGGAGAGAAAUCAAAAGAGUUAGAGAAAUGGAUUGAAGAAGAAAAAUUUGAAGAGAGGAUUCAAGGAAGAGGCUUUUUAAUAAAAGGCUGGUCUCCUCAAAUUCUUGUCUUGUCUCAUCCAUCUGUAGGCACUUUCUUAACGCACUGUGGAUGGAAUUCAACUCUAGAAGGGUGCUGUUCCGGUUUACCUAUAAUUACUUGUCCAUUGUUUGCUGAACAGUUUAUUAAUGAGAAAUUGAUCACACAAGUGUUAGGCACUGGUGUCAGUGUGGGAGUCAAGGCUGCUGUUGCGUGGGGAAUGGAAGAAAAAUCAGGACUAGUUAUGAAGCGUGAAGGCGUAAAGAACGCCAUUGAGACAAUAUUCGAUGAGGGUGUAGAAGGAGAAGAUCGACGUAGAAAGGCAAAAGAGAUCGCGAAAAUGGCGAAGAGGGCAUUAGAGGAAGGUGGCUCAUCUUACAUAAACAUAGAGACUUUGAUUCAUGAUAUUAUGCAACAGAGUUUUAGCAGUGUUGAAGCAAGUUCUUGAUAAUAGUUCUCUAGAAAAACAACAAUUUUUUCAGAAUUAUAUAGUCAGGUAUAAAUAAACCGUUCCCCCUGAAUUGUGAUUUGUGUCAUUUAGGAAUAUAAUUGUGUGUGUGUUUUUUUGUCUCAAUUUGCUUCAGUAAUGUCUGUUCAAGUGUGAAACUUUGAGUUGGUUUAACAGUAAAAGUCUAUUAUUAUAGUUAGC